AGAACAGAGGAACGAAGAAGCCACGGUCAUGGCGAACCCCCAGCCGGUUUACGCUUGGAUGAAGAAGAAACGAGGGAAGGCUGGAAAAGACGAGGAAAACAACGAAGACCCAGAACCGUACGUGGAUUCGUCGCGUAAACGAAAGGCUUACACCAACGCCCAGAUCCUGGAACUCGAAAAGGAGUUUCAUUUUAACCGAUAUCUCUGUCGACCAAGACGAAUCGAGAUUGCGCACUCGUUGAAGUUAUCAGAACGCCAGGUCAAAGUUUGGUUCCAGAACCGACGAAUGAAACUGAAGAAGGAUGAAAGAGUGAAGGAAGAGAAGGAGGAAUUAAAGAAAACGAAUUCUUUUAUUUACCCUCAAGGACUCGCGGGCCACAUGAACGAUAACGGAGCUUCGUUGUUGAAGCAGUUCACGAACUUUCAGCCGUUCACAGUUGGCUUUUCUUACCCAGCUCUACGGUGAUUUACUUUGGCUUGUCUUUGAAGGUGGUCAGAUGAAAUCAUGAUGAAGACAAUAAUUCAAGAAUGCCACCGCUAUGUACAUGAAUCGCGAAAUAAUUUGAAAUUCGGGCAAAAAAAUGUUUUCGUAUCGAUGUGACUUUAUGCCGCGGGUAAAAUUACUCGAAAAUAUAGUCAUUUUAUUUUUAAUGUAAAGUAAUGUUUGUACCUUGUGCAUGACUAAAAAUUUGUGUGGUUAAGUAAUGCGAACACUUGAGUACUCAAUAUACUGAGCAUAUCGAUGCGUAUAUUUCAAUUAACUAUAUCUCGUCAUGCACAAUCAUGUGUUUUUCCUGAAUGAAUUGCCCGAAUUUCAACGAAUUCUUCGAUUCGUGUAUUAUUUAUGUAGCUACUAUAUGAAACUCAAAGUUUGUUAUUGCAGAAACAAUGGCGUGCCAACCAUCGAGGUGCUAUAUAAUAUAUAGGCUAUAUAUAAUAACGAUGGAAACUGAAUACGGCCGAUUGUAUAAAUGAAUAUUUGUUCAAAUGUAUACCGAAAAUACAUGGAACUUUGUCAUGUAUAUUAAUAUAUUUUAUUCUAGACCAGAAUUUCUAAUUCCGGGAUUAACCUUUCAAAAUAAUAGCUACGCGAGAAAUCCAGGCAUAAUCCCUGAGAGUAAAAUUAACAAGAAUUAUCUGUAGUGUCUGGCUGACUGGAUGCAGAUUGGGCGAGGUGUUGAAGGAUAUUCAUACUUUAGUGAUCUUAUUCGUCAUGGGAACACAAUUGGUAUUAUCUUUUUCACUCGAAGUUGAAAGAUUUCCAAGAGAUUAAAUUGCUUGUUGCAGAUAAUCUCAUGAUG
Molecule: messenger RNA, 1301 nt
Organism: Dendronephthya gigantea
Lineage: Eukaryota; Metazoa; Cnidaria; Anthozoa; Malacalcyonacea; Nephtheidae
Product: homeobox protein Hox-A4-like
Exons: 2
Coding region: 29-466 (145 amino acids)
Biological process (GO): regulation of DNA-templated transcription
Molecular function (GO): DNA-binding transcription factor activity, RNA polymerase II-specific; DNA binding
Source: RefSeq, a predicted model, not a curated record